UUCCGAAGUCAGUCAAUUUCGACGUGACAAGAAAGCCUGAAGGCACGAACGAGCCAGUCAAGACAGUGUCCGGACUUGGUGGCGGGCGCUCUUCUCGGAUCGCCAAGUCUUAAACAAGCAAAGGAUUCUUGUGACCGACAACGACGCAGAACUUGCUCCGAUAUCUGCAUUGCUCCGCCAUAUCACCGCUAUCAGUCUGUUCGCCAAUGCAACAAUCUCUGCGACGACGCGCACCUGGGCUUCGGAUUGCCGGCGAUCGUUUCGAGUGCAUUGCCGUGCUUGGUUCCAGCCCAUUCAGCAUGGUCUAUCUUGCGAGAGGCAUUCCUCAAAGCCCAGGUCUUGUCGACUCAUUCUCGUCCUCAUCGUCGAGUACAUCAAGCCAGCACAAUCAGUUUGCUAUCAAGUGCCUUGAUAAAAUCUCUUGCGACGACAUUCAACGAAACUGUCAAAAGCGCGAGGCUUCUCUCCACGCCACCGUGUCCCAUCACCCCUCCGUCGUCACCUUGCUCGAGGUUAUCGACCGAGAGGCAGACAAGUAUCUUUAUCUGGUCCUCGAGCACUGCCCCGACGGCGAUCUGUUCAACAUGAUCGCUAUGCAAGAGCGGUACACCACCGCAUGGCAGGAAGAUACCGGGUCUGCCAUCGGCCUCGGUAUUGAGCUUGAGCCGGACGGCGCAGACACUCACGAGCAGAGAGAGGGAUUGCAGGCUGACCAAUACAAUGGCAACCAUGAGGGACAGCGAGGUCGUCAACAUCAGGACGAAGAGAGGGCACGGACCGAGUUGGAAAGCCUUAUCAAGCACGUCUUUGCGCAGAUCAUUGACAGUGUCAAGUACUGCCACAGUCAAGGCAUAUUCCAUCGCGACCUCAAGCCGGAAAAUAUCCUGUGUCUAGAAGGGGGUACAAAGGUCGUCCUCGCCGACUUUGGGCUGGCGACAAGCGAGACGAGGAGCAAAGACUUGGGUUGUGGCAGUGCCAUCUAUAAGAGCCCCGACAGCUUUGGCGGCAUCGACAACGAAAUGUCCGACUACGAUACGGCAGCGAACGACGUGUGGGCGCUCGGCGUGUUGCUGAUCAACCUCAUUUGUCGCCGCAAUCCUUGGAAGCAGGCAACGAUGUCCGACACGACUUUUCGUGAAUAUGUGCGGCGCCCCGAUGUCCUCUUGGACAUUCUGCCCCUCUCGCAACAAAUGUACGAGGUUCUCAUACGUGUCUUGACCGUGCACGAGGACGAGCGUUGCAGCCUCGACGAACUGGCAAGCAUGGUCGACUCUCUCGAGUCGUUUAUUGUUCCCGACAAAGUCGAGAGAAGACGGCCCCUGGAUGAGCCCAAGAGCGCAAGCAUGUCCCCUGAUCCGGUGAUGAGCUGGAAUCGAGGUCGCCGAGAGCAGCAGCGCGAAAGAGCAAAUUCCAAGGACCGUCUUUAUUCUCGCGGUGCUCGACGAGGCUCCCAGCUCGACAUCGAGCAAGCGGCGGAGUUUGUCGAGGAGCGUCUUCAGCCCAGCGGUGAAGUAGGCAAUACGUUUCCUCUCAUUCCCGUCAGGUUGCACCGCAUUAGCUCAGUUGGAUCAACAGCAGAGAACUGAGUCUCGGUGCCACAGUCGCCGCCGCACCGAGUGUCCAGCAGUGCUGUACCGCAACAGUGCUUAAGCUGCCACUACAUAGUCCUGAG
Molecule: messenger RNA, 1672 nt
Organism: Acaromyces ingoldii
Lineage: Eukaryota; Fungi; Basidiomycota; Exobasidiomycetes; Exobasidiales; Cryptobasidiaceae
Product: kinase-like protein
Exons: 1
Coding region: 207-1586 (459 amino acids)
Biological process (GO): protein phosphorylation; intracellular signal transduction
Molecular function (GO): protein serine/threonine kinase activity; ATP binding
Source: RefSeq, a predicted model, not a curated record